AUGCUCCUCGCAAAUAUUAGCUUGCUUAAGAAAGAAGGAAGGAGGGAGGAGGAGGAGGAGGAGGAGGAGGAGGAGGAGACUACGACUUUAGUGCAUUGGCUUGCAAAGAAGAAAACAAGAAAAAAUCCAGAGGAGGAGGAAACUUCCAUUUCGCUCUCAUCGUUCUGCGUACUGUUCAUCAUCUUCUCCACUUCAGUCGAGGCGACUGCUUCAUUCGUUCAGCUCUCUCUCUCUCUCACUCUAAAAUCCUUACUGCGAGACCUUCAGCUCUCACUCUCACAGCGCUCUCUCUCUCGGGGGGCAACCCAGGACCAGUCGUCUCCGGCGUCCGUCCCUUCCUUCGACAUGCCCAAGUUCUUCAACCGCCCGAGUACCUUUAAUUCAGCUGAUUCUUCUAGUGAGGCUGUCAUCAGUUCGAGCCUUCACUCUAUUGAAGCUGCUGUCCCUCAAAUUAUGCAGGAGAAGCUUAUGAUAAUGGCUAUGCAAAAAGAAGAGGGCAGACGACUAGAGACUUCCCUUGCACAGAGCAUGGAGAAAAUUGUCAAGGCAAAUAGAGAUGCUUUGUGGGCUCGUUUUCAAGAAGAGAAUGUUAAAAACAAGAAGCUACUGCAGGAUCGGGUACAGCAGAUAAUGGCUAUGCAAAAAGAAGAGGGCAGAAGACUAGAGACUUCCCUUGCACAGAGCAUGGAGAAAAUUGUCAAGGCAAAUGGUGAUGCUUUGUGGGCUCGUUUUCAAGAAGAGACUGUUACAAACGAUAAGCUACUGCAGGUUCGGGUACAGCAGAGAAUAAAUCUUCUGGCCAAUUUCAUUAACAAGGACUUGCCUGCCACUAUAGAGAGAAUAGUGAAAAGGGAAGUUGCUGCAGUUCAAAUAGAUGUUCUUCGUGCCAUUACACCAGCUAUUGAGAAGACAAUAGUUUCAGCUAUUACAGAAUCCUUCCAGAAAGGGGUAGGUGAUAAGGCCAUCAAUCAGCUUGAGAAAUCCGUCAACUCUAAACUGGAAGCUUCUGUUGCUAGGGAAAUCGUAGCACAGUUCCAAACAUCUGGAAGGCGAGCCCUUCAGGAUGCUUUGAAGUCUAGUAUGGUAGCUUCCAUGGUCCCUCCCUUUGAGAAGUCAUGCAAAGCCAUGUUUGAGCAUUUUGAUGCUACGUUGCAGAGAGGAAUGACCGAACAUACUUCCGCAGCUAUGCAGCAUUUAGAGAAUGCUAACUCUCCGCUUACACAUGCUUUAAGGGAUGUGAUUAAUUCAGCUUCGUCAAUAACCCACACACUGAAUGGAGAACUGGCGGAAGCUCAGAGAAAGCUUAUAUGUCUUGCAGUUGGUGGAGCAAACCCAAGUGCCAUAACCCCAUUAGUUACCCAACCGAGCAAUGGGCCUUUGGGUAAACUACAUGAAAAGGUUGACAUUCCCAUUGAUCCAAGAAAAGCACUGUCAAGAUUAAUAUCCGAGCACGAGUAUGAGGAAGCAUUCACCUCAGCCCUGCUCCUGCAGAGAAGGGAUGUCUCAACUCUCUAUUGUCUCCUGGUUAUGCUCUCAGAAGCAGAAGAAAAACGAGCAAGGGAAGAGAAGAAGAUAAUGCACUACAGCAGCAAUCACAACAUACUGUUGGUUGGAGAAGGUGACUUCUCCUUUGCAACCUGCUUAGCUCAAGCUUUCGGCUCUGCUCCUAACAUUGUUGCCACUUCCCUAGAUUCCCGAGUGAGCUUGGAGCGGAAGUAUUCGAGAGCCAGCAUAAACUUAAAAGAGCUUGAGGAUCGGGGAUGUACGGUUCUACAUGGAGUGGAUGCCCACACAAUGAGCACACACCCGAGCCUCAUACUUAAGUCUUUCGACCGUAUCGUAUAUAAUUUUCCCCAUGCAGGUUUCUUCUACAAAGAGGAUGACCUUCAACAGAUUAGGAUUCACAAGGAACUUGUUAAAGGGUUCCUCAAGAGUGCAAGCUCGAUGCUGAGUUACAAUGGGCAAGUUCAUAUUACCCACAAGACAAACUAUCCUUUCAGCGCAUGGGACAUAGUCGGUCUGGCCGAGGAAGUUGGCUUGUACUUGCUUGAUGAAGACAACUUUAAGCCCUGGAUGUACCCGGGGUAUGUCAAUAAGAGAGGAGAUGGGCAUCGAAGUGAUGAAAGUUUUCUCGUUGGGUUGUGCAGUACAUAUAAGUUCACCAAACUUUGACGGGGUCUUCUAAUCAGUUAUUAGUGACUAGUGACAUAUAAUCGGCACAUAGCUUCUAUUGUAAUGUUUAUUGGCACAACUGGCAUAUUAGUCUUUUGUAAGCUGUCGGAAACAUUUCUAUGUUAUUCCUAAAAUGAAAUGUCUGUAUACAUAUAUAAAUAAGAUGCAAUACCUGCUCUAUGCGCA
Messenger RNA from Punica granatum (pomegranate), 2358 nucleotides. Lineage: Eukaryota; Viridiplantae; Streptophyta; Magnoliopsida; Myrtales; Lythraceae. The record is from RefSeq and is a predicted model, not a curated record.